GUUUGUUGUGUUCUUGUAUGUGGAAAGGGAGCGAAGGCCAUAAUUUGGCGUAAUAUAUUCAAAAAGCUGAAAAUUUAUUAUAUUUUGUAAAUAUUAAACUAGUUAAUUGCUCGUCUCAACGGUAUUUUGCGCUGUCAACAAAAUUACAACAAUAACAAUGACUUGUGCAACGUCCACAGUGAAAUUUUUAGCAUUUCUAAUGAAUGUGCUCUGCUGUAUAGCGGGCGCUUUUAUGCUAUCAGCCAGCGCAUACUCCUUGGUGCAAUUCGACGCCAGCGAAUCCAUUAAGAUACCCUGCAUUAUGGGCGUGGUAUUGGGCGGUUUGCUCUUCGCCACCACCAUAGUGGGCUGCUGUGGCGCCAUACGCGAGUCGCCGCACACUAUUUUGGUAUAUGCCAUCUUGUUGCUGCUGCUGCUGCUCGCACAAAUCGCUGUCAUCUUCGCGCUGCCCAUAGACUUCUCCAAAUUAGCCGAGGAGACGAUACAGAAUGCUUGGAAUCGACAGAUGAGCGAUGACGCCAUGGAUAAUUAUCAAAUUAGAUACGAGUGUUGUGGCAAAAAUGGACCUAACGAUUACAUCGACAGUGGUCUAUCCAUACCUACGAGCUGUUAUCUCAACCGCAAGACAUCCAUUCCAAAUGAUCUCUACACAGCGGGUUGCGUAGGGAAGUUAACUCAAGCCUUCGCUAACGGAUCGCGUAUUGAAGUAAUCAGCGAUUGGACGUUGGUGGGCGUGGAGGGUGUUACCAUAAUUGUCGCAUGCAUUCUGGGCAUCAAUUUCAAAAACGUGGAAAGAAGGCGCUAUUACUAGCAGAUUAUUACUUAAACUGCAUAAAUUUCAUAGUAUUUUCAAUUAGCAGCUUUAUUUUAAAGAAUAAUAAUAAUAAAAUAUUUAUUUUAUGUAA
Bactrocera dorsalis (oriental fruit fly) is the source of this 905-nucleotide messenger RNA. RefSeq names its product protein late bloomer. Gene Ontology annotation, cellular component: membrane. The record is from RefSeq and is a predicted model, not a curated record. The transcript has 5 exons. NCBI's taxonomy places the organism in Eukaryota, Metazoa, Arthropoda, Insecta, Diptera, Tephritidae. Bases 158 to 811 code for a protein of 217 amino acids.